Messenger RNA from Pomacea canaliculata, 5570 nucleotides. RefSeq lists its product as uncharacterized. Gene Ontology annotation, molecular function: catalytic activity. The record is from RefSeq and is a predicted model, not a curated record. Gene Ontology annotation, biological process: nucleoside metabolic process. Lineage: Eukaryota; Metazoa; Mollusca; Gastropoda; Architaenioglossa; Ampullariidae.
CAUACAUUAUCGCUGCACUGUGCGGGUCUUUGCCAGCCCAACCUCACACGCCCACGCACUGUCGCGAACGGGACGAUUCGCCGGUCGCCGAUCAAUCGGCAUUUCUGGUAUGUGGACGUGCAUGACAUCAAGCACGUGAGACACCUGACUAAACGUUGUCAUGACAAUACCUCUUCAACACCUGCUACGUAAUCAUUACAUUCUAGGCCUUCGUUCAUUUAUUUUUUUAAUCAGCACCGUCUCGUAGAGUUCGAAACUACCGGGCACGUUUGUCAACGCAAGUCAGCUCUGCAUCGAUUCAGAAAGCACACAGCUUUUCAGCUAAGUGCUUUUACUUUACAAAAUCUUUGUUUGGCUUCGCCCAUUGAACAGUUUUUUGGCUGAAACACGUACAUUUUUGGUGAAGAUUACACAGCGGUACUGAAGUUCCAUGCAGUUGUUUUCUUCAAGGAAAGUCGUCCAUUAUUUAUGAUCGAGAUCUGUGCGUGCAGCAGAGAUCCACUUGUUUUUACGACAGACAAGCGCGACUGUUAGGUCCCUUUCUCUGCCUGUCGUCUUCAAGUAGCAACGUGCGCUGACAUUUCUGCUGGUGACCUUUCUAGACGCUUGGAGCUAGCCGAACUUUCGAGUCAGGUGUGAAACUUUGUCACAGUCUAAACACAGACGACAGGCGCAGUGCGCAUGUCAGCGUCGUCUGCUAGGCCUCGUUUUCCCGUGACCUCGCCAGUGCAGCCGACGUCCCCGUGCAUUGUCGUCUGCUACGCCAGUGCACUUGCGUCUCGAUUGCGUCCUGACCUCGAGAUCGGCGUUCUCUGAAAAAAAAAAAGACAGGUGUAAAUCGCUUCCUACUUGCGGUCUCGGUACUUGUGCAGUUUUUAGAGAACGUUUGGAUACUCUGAUGUCAUCUCAUCUGCGCUGAGGUGAGGCCAAAGAGCGUUACAACACCUGUGCCAGAAGCCAACAAAAUAAAUGGUUUACGUCUGCUUCAUUCAUAAAUCGUAGAACAAGGUACCGUAAGAAGAUUCAACUAGAUCUGCAGUCUGUCUUCUCUGAAAGGAACUUACAAAAUGGAUGCAACCGAAGAGGUGGUUUUGACGGCAUCCAAGCGCAACGGUCAUGCCGUGAUGAGGCUGGAGCGGAAGAGGCGGGACCAGAUCAGCAUGACGGAGGUGCAUCACGUCGCGGGCGGUCCAUAUAAGGGCAUACUGAUCAACAAAGCUGCAGAGGAUAUGGGCUCUGUGGAACCGCCAGAAGCGCGACUGGAGUUUAUGACAUACCUUAACAGACGUGACCCUACCACGGACACUAUCAAGGACCAGUGGAUUCUCAGAUUCUGGUUCCGUGGGAGUGCUGACGGACUCACCAAGAAAAAGGCUUUCACUGAAUAUUUCCAGGAACUGGUCAACCCCAAGGGUCUUCCAAAAAACUACAUUGGCUUUGUGAAGAGGGCACUGGUGCUACUCCAGAAGUCCCGCCUUAUCAAGCGCGUGGAGCUGGAGGUGCAGGAACGCGAUGGCUUGUUCCCCGAGGACGAGAUGUCUCAUAUCAAGAGUUUCGUGUCGGUAUUCACACCUGACUCGUACACGUACCAGUUUGUGCCAGAGGUACCUGUGAACAACAAAACGUCCUUAACUUUCAAGGUGAAAGCCGCAGGUGAGGCCUACCUGUCGCUGUCCGCCGUGUACGGGGACGUGGCGAGAAAGACUUUUGAGAUUGUCUUCGGGGCGGACGAGAACACCAAGUCCCUCAUCAGAGAUGGCUCUCUGGGUCCUGUCAAGGCGGAGGCGGCGACCGUUAAUCUACUCAGUCCCACGGAAUUCCGGUUCUUCUGGAUAUCCUGGGACAACAAUGUUGUGGAAGUUGGCCGGGGAGCCAAAUACGGCCAGCAACAGUUUUUAAAAUCGGUACCACCCAACCGCCAGUUCAACGUCAACUGUAUGGCCGUCUCCACUUCUAUUGCUGGCCGUGGCGAAUGGGAGUUUGCUGAAUCCUUGGUAUUGGAAAAAGACUUUCACAAGGAAGUCAAGCGUGCCAAACUGAAACUGUCGUUGCUGUGGAUGGCCAAGAAACAGCGAAUGUUGCAGCUGCUGGAAGAUGCCUACCCGGAUCCUCUGCCAGCCGCCUACAUCUUCAAAAAGAGUGUGGUGAACCAGACGGACAACUUCACUGCAGUGAUCAUGCUGAAGGACUUGGAGAAGAAAGGGCUGGUCAAGGAGGUGGAGCAGAAUAUCUGGAUCAGGAUGCAGACUGGGGAGGAGCUGCAUGUUCACAAUGUUCAGCUGGUAAAGGAGAUACCCCCUCUGCCUCCUGGGGAACAGCCUAGCAUUGGAAUCAUAACGGCCUUAUUCGAGGAAAAGCUUGCUGUGGACGCCAUGAUAGACAACAAGCGAACUUUCGUCAAGUACAAGACAGAAGGUGAGUCACAGGUUUACACGAUGGGCACCAUCGGAACUCAGCGCGUGGUGUCAACGAAGUUGUCCCGGAAGGGUCAAGGAGAGAAUGCAGAUAUUGCAUCUGAGAACACGGUCACGAGGCUUCUAGGAACGUUCAGCAAGAUUCAGCAUGUGUUCCUUGUCGGGGUUGGAGGUGCUGUGCCCCACUACUCAGAUCACACCAAACACGUGCGCCUCGGAGAUGUCGUGGUGUCUGUGCCCCAGGACAGCACCGGUGCACAAUACAUAUACUGCUCAAAAGUGGAGAAAAUACCGAAAGCGGUGGGCUACAGCUACAUGACGCGGUCGUGGGGAUCACGUGACCAGACGUUACUCAGCAUCGUCAAGUCCAUCAAGCAGCAGGUGGAAACGCGGCUGUACGAUGAUCGACCGUGGGACCAAUUCGUCGAACAGGGCAAAGACACACUGAAGGGUCACGAGUCCAGCUUUCACAGGCCGCCUAUCGGGCGCGACAAGCUCUUCUACACCAACCCCGAUGGCAGCGUAGUGCAGUGCGAGCAUCCCCGGCCACGGCCACGCAGCAUGUACGGCGGAGGGGGCGCCUACAGGGAAGGGCAAGUGAACGUCCGCUUCGGCCUCGUAGGCUCGGGCAAAAUCGUGGCGCGUGCGGACGACCUGCGACGCGACUUCGCGCAGCUCAACAACGUCAAGGCCUUCGACCUGGAGUACUUCCCCGUGGUGGAGAGCUUGGAGGGCAACGGCAACGACAGCUUUAUGGUCAUCAGGGGCUGUUGCGACUACCACGACGGUACCAAGAAGGAAUGGCGGCCCUACGCGGCCUUGGCGGCGGCAGCGGUCAUGAAAUGCAUUAUCGUCAAAAUGUAGUUGGCUUUUACUAUUGUUGCUGUUAUAGUCGAUGAGUUUUUUGCCAUUACUGCGCUUACCGUGUUAUUGACGUUGAAUUUCUUAAUUAUACACUGGAUGGAAAAAAUAUAUACACAUUGAUAUAGCUUUGGUUGGUAGAUUUUGCUCUAAGCCUGUUCUCAGAUGAUGUAUUGUGAAUGAUAAAAUAUUUGAAUGGUAUAGGAAUGAAAGUAGUUCUCUCCCCUACCCGUGAGUGCAUGUUCUUUUCUCUGAGUGGGUGCGUGCGAGUGACAUUCAAAAGAAGCAAUUUCAUUAUCUGCACUCUCACUUGUUAAGACAAAAACUGUUUUGUUUACAGGCUUUUUUGCAAGAAAGGAAAAAACUGUGUAUGAGAUAUAUAUAGAAAACAAAAGAAAAUUAGCAGAAUUUUCCCUCAAAUUUUCUUUUAACGGAAGAGUUUUCAUCGACAUUUCAUCCGCAAAUGCAACUAAAAGGUUGUUGGGCAGUUUGCUCCUGUAAAUUUUUUAACAGACGUCUGCAUUUCGAUACAAUCUGCUACAUGUAGGCUUUCUUAGAUGGUAUCAUAGUGCAAAGUCAUGAACUAGUGGCUGAUCGAGUACCAGCUGACUUAGCCUCCUGCCAGCUUCUUCUGCCAUGUAAACGACAGUUCACACACUUUUAUUUACAUGUCCUAUUAGAUCUGACAUUUAAACUUAAGUUUUUCUGUCUAUGGAAUAUUUCAGUACCCUUUUGCUUUUUUUUUUUUUUUUUUUUUUUUGAUUCCUUGUUUUGGAGUGAAACCAUGUUCCGGUUUAGUUUUUUAAACAAAACCAUACCUGUAGAGCGUUUACAGUCCUUUUUCUGUACCCAAAGGUAUGCAGACAGGUUAUAAGGCAUUUAGAGAAUGAUGCUAAAUAUAUACACCUUUCUUGAGCUAGUAAACAUUAAACGAUUCCACCAUGCUUAACCAAUUUUGUAUAAUAUUCCCGGCCGUUGAGCAGACUUGUAAAUGUCAACGAAAACUCGCCAGGCACUUGCUGCCAAAUAUCUACUCACAUCUUACUGAUACACGGGUGUGGGAGAGAGGUGUUCCACGUCAAUGCUUACAUUUAUUUUUUUCAACGGGGCAACGGAAAAUAAGUAUUAUCAACAUAUAUAAUUCCGAAUGCAUUUUAAUACAUUAUAUGUGCAGACGUAUAUUUCGCAUUUUAUUUACGUUUCAACGGAAGAUGAGAUCAAUCUUCCUAUGUGUCAAUUGUUUGGGACGAAUAGUUAUUCCCCUUCGUGGAUGAUUUGCUUCCUCCAUUUAACUUUCAGAAAUCCGGAGUUUGUGCAUUUUUAUAUAGAUGCUUUGUUUAGAUGUCCGCACAAAAAGAAGUCCACAUCUUUUGAGGGUGAUUUUGGCCAUUCAUACAUGUUUGCUGGCACAAUUUUCUAGAGUCCCUUAUGGUUAUUGUACUCUCAAGGCCUAAGUACCAUCACCAGGUCAUUCAUCGAAAACUUGGCACAAUUCCCUGAUAGUGUCUCUGUCGUUAUGAAUGGUACACUUUAUUUGUUGAAAAAAAAAUUACCCACCCCUCUUCCAUCAAAUACCUCAUUCGAUCCCACUCACUUUUCGAGCCAGCCGGACGUCCUAAAUACGUUUGGAAGCUCAUAAGCGCAGAAUCGUCACCUUUCUUAGCAGCGAGACUCGACUUACCAUCGAUCAUUACACAGCUCAUCAUCUUUCGCAUCUUGAAAACUUGCCAUGCGGUCACCUCGACUCGAUGGCCAACGGUUAAAUCGUUGGUCACCAAAACAUUGAGGAUGCGACUGUCCUGGAUUCAUAUCUCAUUUUACGCUCGCUGUUUUUCGUCGUCACGUGGUACCUGUUUACAGAGCCAGAACUUUGGCUUUGCCAUAACCUUGGUUACUGGUUGGGCGUAAAAUACCAUAGACCUACCCCUGGCCUAACAUCAUGCGAUCACGUAACUCUAUGUAAAUCCACUGUGUCAAUAAGUAACUGAAAUACAUAGCUUUGAACAAACGCUUAGGAAGUAUUAAAAAGUCUCAAAACUGUGUUUAGCAAGUAAAGAAAUCAGAUACUGUGUUGUAUCUGUUGUUGUGAUAUUCUGCAUCAGUUGGGUUUUUUUUUUUCAAACUGCAGUGCAUCCCCUUUGGAUGGUGUUCUUGUUCACGAUUUUUCCCACACUUCUGUCUCCACGGCGGGGCAAAUGUUUCGCCUUAAAAAACUGAUUUCAAGGGUGCUGUUUAUAGCUUUAAGGCAGUGAUCUUGAUGUUUUAGAGUAGAAUAAAGUCGUUUUAUUAAGAAUA